ACAUGCCACAAAUGCCCCUCUGCAACCCCAAAAAAAAUCUCCGACUCCAUCAAAGAAAAACAACUCCUCACCUCCUCUUCAGUUCUCAAAUUUCUCAAAUGAUUUGGGGCUCUUUGGGUUUUGUCCUGGUCAGACACGCAAGGAGAGAGAGAGAGAGACAAGGGGAGGAGGCUCCCGCCCCGCCCCCCCCCCCCUCCCACCCCCUUCUCUCUCUCUCUCCACCAGCUUUAUUUCUCCAUUGCCUCCUUUCUCUCUCGGUCUGUCCAUCUGUUAUGUCCAUGACCUCCUCUUUUUGAAUAUAUUUGUUUCGCAUCUGGGCUCUGCCUUCUCUCCCCCUUGUAUUCCUCUUUUCCCUCUGAGGUGGAGAUCUGGAUGGCGAAGAAGGUGAGGAAGGUUCCCAUGCAGCCUUCCCCAUCCAAUGCUUAUCACCAGAUUCGGGAAGAUGCCAGGGCAAGGUUGAGAUAUCAGUACCUGCUGCAAGAUUAUGAUGAUCUGCUGAAGGAAACUGAAGAAAAGAAGAAGAAUCUACAAAAGGCAAAACAAAAGAAGCUGAGACUCUUGGCUGAAGUCAAAUUCCUGCUAGGAAGAUACCAGUCCUUGUUGGAAAAUCCAUCUCAGACCACCUUUCAUAGACUCAAGAAGCAGCUUCAUAAAACUUCAUCGCCUAUCGCUGGCAUUGUUAAACCAGCAAGGCUGCAUGUUCCAAACGAGGUUUCCUUCAAGGGGAAGAAUCACAGUGCAGUCGAAGCUGCAAAACCUAGCACUUCUACAAUGCUAGAUCUGAAUCAAAUUUCUUUGCCGUAUGCUUGUAGAGUGGCGAAGAUGUGGAGUUUCAGUCACAUAUGGAGCCCCUGAAACCUGAGAUGUCGGAGAGGCACUCAAUGGAUGGAGGGCCAAACAAUCGAAAGUUUGCAGUCUGUAGAGAUGAAGGGAGCAGCUCAAACAGGGCAAGUAAAAGGAAAAUAACAUGGCAGGACCAAGUAGCUCUGAAGGUUUAGAAUUCGACUCUUUUGUGCCAGUGGUGAGAAACAAUGUUCAUCCUUUUAACCUCAUUAACUUACUCUUUCUUUUUUUAACUGCAUUUGAUCUCUACAGAAACAGUUCAAAUGUUAGAUGUUAAAAUCCAUGUUAUAUGUGACGCAUGAUGUGGUUAAUGGGAGGAAGUGAAACCUUUUACUCCAGAAAUAUGCUGUAUGAUUUUAUUUAUUUAAUGUUCAUAACGGGUUUUGCCAAACUUAA
This is a messenger RNA of Musa acuminata AAA Group (dessert banana), 1239 nucleotides long. RefSeq lists its product as uncharacterized. Bases 373 to 855 code for a protein of 160 amino acids. Lineage: Eukaryota; Viridiplantae; Streptophyta; Magnoliopsida; Zingiberales; Musaceae. The transcript is spliced from 4 exons. The record is from RefSeq and is a predicted model, not a curated record.